AGUCAUUCUGCUCAUCGUCAAAGAAUUCCGUCACGGCCCAGACCUAUCUCACCGGUACCUCGUGACCGUGAAGAUUUACGGCGUCGGAUUGAACGGAAUCGCAUGUCAAGACAUAGUGCUGAAGAAAUCGAGGUUCUCCGUAAAAGAUUGGCUGAAAUUGAAACUCGACAGAAGUCACAAGAAGAUUCUCCCCGAAAUGUCUCAACGUCGGGGAAUGUUAUUAUUGAAGCUGACUCGCCUUUAGCUCCAGAGCUUACUGCAGAGGCACUCCCUGCCAAGGUAAAGAUUCCACAAAUUGUUUUUACGUUUUCUACUCUUGUCAGUACUUCGACCGAUAACUACAAAAAAUCCAAAACACAUGACGUAUCAAACUCUUCACACUGCAUACCUCAAGUUAAUUCUAAUACCAAACAGUUGGACACUUCUCGGCGGAAAGCUAAAGCCUAUGCCAGGGAAGCCCAAAAUGCCGAGAAACGAGUUAUGAACGUUGAUCUUCGAGAUACUAUUAAUAAGCGAAAUUGUCCCAUCACAUUUAGUAUUGAAGAAGCCAAUCUGUUUGCUCAUCCUCACUCUGAUGCCCUUAUCAUUACUGCUCCGAUUGGAGGAAUUCCCGUUCAUCGAAUUAUGGUUGAUACAAGAUCUUAUUCAAGUAUCCUAAUGUUCCGCACUUUCAAGAAACUGGGUUUGGACCCUACAGAUAUCAGACCUUGCAACGACCAAAUUCAAGGCUUCAACGGAAGUAUUUCUUGUCCUAUCGGUGAAAUAUUGCUCCCCAUACGAUUUGGUGGCUUUGGACCAAAAUCCAAGAUCAUUAUGGAAACCUUCAAAGUCUUGGAUGUUCAAAAUGAGUACAAUGCUGUUGUAGGGCGAACUGAUCUUUACAAACUCCGCGCUGCUGUGUCAAUUUUUCACUAUGCCUUGAAGUUCCCCACCAUUGAAGGGGAAGGCACUCACUAUGGAGAUCAGCGGGAGGCGCGAAGUCUGACGUUGCUCUCAACUUCACGAAAUCUUCAUGUAUGCGAGGUACGAGAGACUGAUAGCUCUGUUGAGUUGAAAGAUUCAAUCCUUCCUGACCCCACAAUGACAGAUCAAUCUGCUUCAAAUACCGACAUCUCCUCUGUCCCUGAUACCGAUGUCAUUGAGACGUCGGAUUUGCCUGAAACCUCAGAUGGAGCCCUCGACCAAGGACAACCUCUUUCUGCGGAGGAUAUAAAAGCUCACGAAGAUAUAGAUCCAAGGAUACAAUUCAAAGAUAAGAGUCAUCACGUUCCGGCGGAACCAGUCGAAGAUGUCGAAAUUAUUUACAUGGAUGAACUAACUCAAGAAAAACCGUUGCGCAUUGGAGCUAGUCUUCAAGAACCCACACGUUCGCACUUAAUUCAAUUUCUUCGGUCAAAUUCCGACGUGUUUGCUUGGAAGCAUGAAGAUAUGAAGGGGAUAGACCCGCAGAAAGCAUGUCAUCGGCUAAAUUUGGAUAAGACCAUCAAGCCCGUCAUACAAAAACAUCGGAAAUUCGGACCAGAUCGUCAGAAAGCGUUGGAAGAGGAAGUGAACAAGCUUAUAGACAACAAGUUCGUUAAAGAAGCAAAAUAUCCGACGUGGAUAUCGAAUCCUGUCUUGGUGAAGAAAGCUACCGGUCUUUGGCGCUUAUGCAUUGAUUUUUCAGAUUUGAACCAGGCAUGCCCGAAAGAUAGCUAUCCAAUUCCACAUAUCGAUUACAUGGUAGAUGCUACAUCGGGACAUCAGCUCAUGAGUUUUUUGGAUGCCUAUUCCGGUUACAAUCAAAUCCCCAUGCACCCCGACGAUGCUGAACAUACUUCAUUUUAUUCGGGCCGAGGUCUUUAUUGUUAUGUCAUGAUGACUUUUGGAUUGAAGAAUGCUGGGGCCACGUAUCAAAGGUUGGUCAAUAAGAUGUUCGCUCGUUUGAUCGGUCGCACAAUGGAAGUAUACGUAGAUGACAUGUUGGUGAAAUCAGAACAAGCCUCCCAUCAUAUUGCUCAUCUUUCCGAAGUCUUUGACAUCCUUCGAGAAUAUUCAAUGGUGCUUAACCCCAAGAAGUGCACCUUUGGGGUUGAAUCAGAAAAAUUUCUAGGAUACAUGGUGAGCCAGAGAGGAAUCGAAGCUAAUCCCGCCAAGAUUCAAGCCAUACUUGAUUUGGCUCCUCCGACAUCCAUCAAAGGAGUUCAAGCUUUAACCGGUCGACUAGCAGCUCUAAAUCGAUUCAUUUCAAAGUCGACGGAUCAUUGUAAACCUUUCUUUGACGCCAUCAGAAAGAAGAAGCCGUUUGAAUGGACCACUGAAUGUCAGAGUGCUUUUGAUAACAUCAAAGAAGUUCUUUCACAACUACCGACGUUGCAAAAACCUCUCCCCGAUGAACUUUUAUAUUUGUAUCUGGGAGUAAGUGAUGUUGUUGUUAGUGCUGUUCUUAUACGACAAGAUGGACUCCAGCAGUUCCCAAUAUAUUAUGUUAGCAAAGCUUUACAUGACGCUGAAUUGCGAUAUCCGUAUAUGAAGAAACUAGCUUUUACAUUGAUCAUUGGUGCACGAAAAUUGCGACCAUAUUUUCUGGAACAUUCUGUUAUUGUGUUCACGUCAUAUCCUCUCCGACAAGUCCUCCAUCGACCUGACACGUCGAGAAGGAUGAUUAAAUGGGCUAUAGAACUUGGACAAUUUGACAUUUA
Striga hermonthica is the source of this 2681-nucleotide messenger RNA. The record is from the annotation of a GenBank genome assembly. Lineage: Eukaryota; Viridiplantae; Streptophyta; Magnoliopsida; Lamiales; Orobanchaceae.